AUGACUAUCCCGGAGAAGCAAUGGGCCCAAGUGGUCGAGAAGAAAGGUGGACCCCUUGUUUACAAGGAGAUCCCCGUUGCAAAGCCUGGCCCGGACGAGAUUUUGGUCAAGAUCCGGUAUACCGGAGUUUGCCACACCGACUUGCACGCCAUGAAGGGUGACUGGCCACUCGAGUUGAAGCUUCCUCUCGUGGGCGGACAUGAAGGAGCUGGCGUGGUCGUCGCCACGGGUGAACUCGUCAAUGAGUUUGAAGUUGGAGACCACGCUGGUAUCAAAUGGUUGAACGGAUCCUGCUUGGCUUGUGAGUUCUGCAAGCAGGCCGACGAACCCCUCUGUCCUCACGCUUCGCUAUCCGGCUACACCGUCGAUGGUACGUUCCAGCAGUAUGCCGUCGCCAAGGCCAGUCAUGCGUCGAAGCUUCCCAAGGAAGUUCCCCUUGAUGCUGUCGCUCCGAUCCUCUGUGCCGGUAUCACCGUCUACAAGGGAUUGAAGGAGUCUGGAGCCCGUCCCGGCCAGACUGUCGCCAUUGUCGGCGCCGGAGGUGGACUCGGAUCGCUGGCUCUGCAGUACGCCAAGGCAAUGGGACUUCGUACCAUUUCUAUCGACGGUGGCGAUGAGAAGAGAGCCAUGUGCGAGAAACUCGGAUCGGAGGCAUACAUCGACUUCAAGACGUCCAAGGACGUGGUUGAGGACGUCAAGGCAGCCACUCCGGAAGGUCUGGGUGCUCAUGCUGUGAUCCUUCUCGCUGUGGCCGAAAAGCCCUUCCAGCAAGCAACCGAGUACGUUCGCUCCAAGGGUAGUGUCGUCGCUAUCGGCCUGCCAGCCGGCGCGUUCCUUCGAGCCCCUGUCUUCAACACCGUUGUCCGUAUGAUCAACAUUAAGGGAAGCUACGUUGGCAACCGACAGGAUGGCGUGGAAGCGGUAGACUUCUUUGCUCGCGGACUCAUCAAAGCUCCGUUCAAGACGGCUCCUUUGGAGGAUCUGCCGCGCAUCUUCGAACUGAUGGAACAAGGCCAGAUCGCCGGUCGGUAUGUCCUUGAAGUACCUCAGUAAGUGAGUAGACACGGGAAAGAACUGGCGUUAGGACAUGGCUUCACGAGUUGCUGGUCAGACGGGAGUGUUAAACCAAUCCUGAACAUGCAUUGUACUGGAAGUGACUACUAUGAUGGGCUUACGACUACGAUAAUAUCUCCAUGGCAUGUUAAACAUGAUAAAUAAUACUAAAUAAUCGAUUCCUUCUAUCACAUCCACACGUGAUACAACAUAUAUCAAGUAGACGAGGCACGCUCUGCUGCAACUCACAUUGUCUUUACAUCCAUGCUUCACCCAUCAUACACAAUCAUCACUCACACAUCGCCCAUCACCUGCAAGACUAAACAUAUAAUAAGUUGUACUGAUUAGAACAAAAUCCCGAAUAUAUAUACAA
Aspergillus eucalypticola CBS 122712 is the source of this 1426-nucleotide messenger RNA. Its product is annotated as zinc-dependent alcohol dehydrogenase. The transcript is spliced from 3 exons. Gene Ontology annotation, molecular function: zinc ion binding; oxidoreductase activity. Bases 1 to 1053 code for a protein of 350 amino acids. Lineage: Eukaryota; Fungi; Ascomycota; Eurotiomycetes; Eurotiales; Aspergillaceae. The record is from RefSeq and is a predicted model, not a curated record.